AGGUCUCCGGCUGCAUAUUCCACAUUUCCCAGGCGCAUCAUCAGAGCUGACGUGGGCUCUACGUGUGCAGUGAGUCGGGCUUCCUCUCCACCCGUAACGAGUGACGAGACUCUACGUAAAACUCGGAGCGCUGACUGUGCAUUUCCUGUCUGCUCUGUUGCCAGGCCGAUCUCCAUGGAAACUGCAACCAUAGCGCAACAGGAAACCAAUGCAACUGAGAAAGUAACAAGUGAGGUGAAUGAGGGUGUGUCUGUGGGGUCAUUACCUGAUGGACAGACACUACAGGUGCAGGAAGUCAUUCAGAGCACACAGCCCUCUGUUAUCCAAUCACCUCAGAUAAAAACUGUGCAGGUAGUUGUUGAUACUGGUGGAACAGGUUCAAACCCAUCAGAUCCUCAGAAGAGAAGGGAGAUUCUGUCCAGACGACCAUCUUACAGGAAAAUUUUUAAUGAGUUGUCAUCAGAUGUACGUGCCGUGCCAAAGAUAGAGGAAGAGGAGAAAGUGGAGGAAGAAACCCUGGCCACCUCCAGUGUUGCUACGGUGAUGUCAUCAUCUUCAAUCUACCAAACCAGCUCCGGGCAAUACAUUGCAAUCACUCAGGGUGGAGCGAUACAGCUGGCUGGCCCUGGAGGAGAGGCCCUGCAGGGGGUUCAGGCUCUGACUCUUCCCAGCCCCACCACACCACAGUCUGGGGCCACUAUCCUGCAGUACGGCUCCCAGCCUGGAGACCCCAGCCAACAGCUACUGCUGACCUCUGGACAGGUGCUCGUUCAGGCUGCCACAGGAGACAUGCCAGCAUAUCAGAUCCGCUCCCCAUCGUCAGGGUUACCACCAGGCGUUGUUAUGGCAGCCUCACCGGGGACGAUGCAUAUCCCACAGCAGAACGCAGAGGAGGCCACACGAAAGAGAGAAGUCCGCCUCAUGAAGAACAGGGAGGCGGCGCGCGAGUGUCGCAAAAAGAAGAAAGAAUACGUGAAAUGCUUGGAGAAUCGUGUUGCUGUGCUGGAAAACCAGAAUAAGACUCUUAUAGAGGAGCUUAAAGCUCUCAAAGACAUCUACUGCCACAAAUCAGAAUAACCCUCACAAACACUGUGCAAGGACUGUGUGAUUUACACACUACCUGUCUCUUCUCUUCUUCUCUUGCAUCACCUGGAUUUGAGCGUUUUUGUUAAUUUGUUUGGCCAAAUGUUUUUAUAAGAAGUUGCUUAUGUUGCUUUGAGGAUGCUCCUCACACACACACACACACACACACACACACACACACAAAUUAUUUCAGACAUUUCUCUGUGUUAAAAAAAAUGGAACUCUUCAUUGAUUAUGUGGAAAAAUGUGUUUUCCUUUUUUUAGGUUGAAAUCAGAACAAGCAAAGUAAAUGGAAUAAGCCAUGUUAACUGGCUACACACUGCACACAUAAGCGGCAUGUUUAGCAUUUUUGGCACUAAGAUCAUUUUUGAUAUGCACAUAAUUUAGCAGUAAAUGUAUGGAAAAUACACUUUCUGUUCAGUAAAUCUGACUAAAUCCAGGCAAGUUAGACCAUUUAUAUUGCUACACGUUGUGUUUUGGACAUAAAUUGGGUCCUUUUUCUCAUGUAUAUUAUAUUUCAAUCAAGUAUGUACAUUUCAAUAUGCAUUUUAUAAUUUGUGAUUAAUAAAGAAAAUAUUUAAAUGUA
Messenger RNA from Carassius carassius (crucian carp), 1669 nucleotides. RefSeq names its product cAMP-responsive element modulator-like. Gene Ontology annotation, molecular function: DNA-binding transcription factor activity, RNA polymerase II-specific; protein binding; RNA polymerase II cis-regulatory region sequence-specific DNA binding. The coding region runs from base 175 to 1077 and encodes 300 amino acids. The transcript has 8 exons. The record is from RefSeq and is a predicted model, not a curated record. Gene Ontology annotation, cellular component: ATF4-CREB1 transcription factor complex; nucleus. NCBI's taxonomy places the organism in Eukaryota, Metazoa, Chordata, Actinopteri, Cypriniformes, Cyprinidae. Gene Ontology annotation, biological process: regulation of transcription by RNA polymerase II.